Hymenoscyphus albidus is the source of this 1227-nucleotide messenger RNA. NCBI's taxonomy places the organism in Eukaryota, Fungi, Ascomycota, Leotiomycetes, Helotiales, Helotiaceae. The record is from the annotation of a GenBank genome assembly.
GUGAAGCUUCGCCGGAUUAACUUUAGUCCGGCGCAACCUUGAACCACUUGGAAGCUCCAACGUCUGAACUUUGACAAGCUCCAGGAUUCAAUACCACCAAACUCAAUAUGGAUGUCGAUGAAGAUGACGAUUUUUACGGCGAGGAGGAGACGACUCAGCCCAAGGUCGAGGAGUCAAAAGCUGCUGCUCAACCAGAAAAUAAGCCAAAAGAAGUGAAUGAAGACCUAGAAGAGGGCGAGGAGGAAGACGAUAGAGAAUCCGACGACAGCGAUUCGGUAUGGCUCCCAGUUUUUUGGCGGAGAGAAAAUUACUGACUUGGGCGCCAGGAUAUCGACAUCAUCACAGAAAGAAAAGAGGGAAGCAAACCAGCCGCUCCGUAUGUUAGUCUCAACCCUCUUCUUUACAUAUUCUAAGUCGUCUUUAGCCCAGCACGAUACAAUGAAAUCAGAAACAUUCCUCAGAGAACCUCUACGAGCGAGGCUGCGCCAGAACCCUCUCCGACCACGAUCAAAAAGGCUCCAAAAGCAGCAAAAUUACCUCCAUCUGGCGCGGGUCAGGAUUUGCCUGGCAUCGCAACCUCGAAAAUUGAUGUCAAUGCGAAGCCUAUUUACGAACCUGCUGGAAAGCCCAUAACACAGGUCAAUAUUGAUGAAGGUAAGGUUGUCAGAUCCUCAGAAUAAACGUCAUAUCUAACAAUUGAUAGAUCUAAACGAAAACGACAAGCCAUGGCGAAGGCCAGGAACCGAUGUUAGCGACUACUUCAAUUAUGGAUUCGAUGAGUUUACGUGGGCCUUGUAUGCUAGCAAGCAAGACACUCUCAGAGCCGAAUACAGUCAAGACAAGAUAGCUCAAAGUAACAAGAAGAUGUUUGAGGAGAUGAAUAUGAUGAUGGCCAUGGGAGGUAUACCAGGUAUGCCCGGAAUGCCAGCUGGAGCUGGAGCUGGUAUGGAGGGUAUGCCACCCGACAUGCAAGCUAUGAUGCAACAAAUGAUGGCCUCGGGAAUGGACCCAAGUCAAAUGGACUCUGCAGCCAUGUUUGCUGGGAUGCAAGGCAAUGCAGCCUCGGGUGUUGCUGGUAGUGCUCAAGGCCAAGGAUUUGGAGCUCAGGCUGGGUUCGGGCAAGGUCAAAACCAAGGAAUGGGUUAUGGCUAUGAUCAACAAGGCGGUGCGGGAGGAAAUCGUGGAGGGGGAAAUUUCAGAGGGCGGAGAGGACGGGGAGGAUGGUAA